Molecule: messenger RNA, 666 nt
Organism: Antrostomus carolinensis (chuck-will's-widow)
Lineage: Eukaryota; Metazoa; Chordata; Aves; Caprimulgiformes; Caprimulgidae
Product: keratin-associated protein 5-10-like
Exons: 1
Coding region: 1-666 (221 amino acids)
Source: RefSeq, a predicted model, not a curated record
AUGCUGGAUCUCCAGUGUGGGACCCCAGGGAUGCUGGAUCUCCAGUGUGGGACCCCAGGGAUGCUGGAUCUCCAGUGUGGGACCCCAGGGAUGCUGGAUCUCCAGUGUGGGACCCCAGGGAUGCUGGAUCUCCAGUGUGGGACCCCAGGGAUGCUGGAUCUCCAGUGUGGGACCCCAGGGAUGCUGGAUCUCCAGUGUGGGACCCCAGGGAUGCUGGAUCUCCAGUGUGGGACCCCAGGGAUGCUGGAUCUCCAGUGUGGGACCCCAGGGAUGCUGGAUCUCCAGUGUGGGACCCCAGGGAUGCUGGAUCUCCAGUGUGGGACCCCAGGGAUGCUGGAUCUCCAGUGUGGGACCCCAGGGAUGCUGGAUCUCCAGUGUGGGACCCCAGGGAUGCUGGAUCUCCAGUGUGGGACCCCAGGGAUGCUGGAUCUCCAGUGUGGGACCCCAGGGAUGCUGGAUCUCCAGUGUGGGACCCCAGGGAUGCUGGAUCUCCAGUGUGGGACCCCAGGGAUGCUGGAUCUCCAGUGUGGGACCCCAGGGAUGCUGGAUCUCCAGUGUGGGACCCCAGGGAUGCUGGAUCUCCUAUAUGGGACCCCAGGGAUGCUGGAUCUCCAUUGUGGGACCCCCAGGGACACCAGGUCUCUGGCACAGACCAUGAUGGGGUGA